Messenger RNA from Aspergillus bombycis, 3888 nucleotides. Its product is annotated as IQ calmodulin-binding motif domain protein. Gene Ontology annotation, biological process: iron-sulfur cluster assembly. The record is from RefSeq and is a predicted model, not a curated record. The coding region runs from base 1 to 3888 and encodes 1295 amino acids. Lineage: Eukaryota; Fungi; Ascomycota; Eurotiomycetes; Eurotiales; Aspergillaceae. The transcript is spliced from 4 exons. Gene Ontology annotation, cellular component: cytosolic [4Fe-4S] assembly targeting complex. Gene Ontology annotation, molecular function: protein binding.
AUGGCGUAUCUCCAACCGAUAAUAUCGCGCAACAUCUCCGGCGAACUUCCAUUCUUGAGAGCCGGAAAGCGAGGCUCGCGGACCGUGCUCUGCAUGCAGAGAAGGGAAGAGAGAGCCCUGGCUGCUCAGCAGGCUCGGGAGCGACUACUGGCGGAGAUCACCGCCAAGUGUGAAGAAGAAGUUCGUCGCGCCAAGAAGAAGGCUGAAGAUAACCGGAAGAGGAAAGCUGCAGAGCACGCCAGGCUUCGCUUAGAAAUGACGGAGAAGUUUGCAGAGGCCGAAAAGCGGCGUGUACUCUAUCAGCAAAGUCAUCGACGCCACCGCACAAGCAGCUUACCCACUAGCGAAGAGAAAAAGAUGGCAAAGGUGGUUAGCAACUCUCUCACGCAUGAUGCAGCCGCGAAGAUUAUCCAGCGAAUAUGGAGGACCUAUCAUACCAGGAGGGCUAUACAGGAGUUUCGAAUGCUAGAUUUGACAACCAACCGCAUUCGGCACAUGGAUUUUGAGGAUGUUGGAGCCCUGCUUUCGGAAAAUAAAGUCCUGACCGUAACAGCUCGUGUGCUUCGACUUUGCGGGCUACAAGAUAUGGAAAGUGGUACAAUGGGUGGAAGGGGCGCUGUGCGCACAUUUCUCAGCAGUUAUUUAAUCACAACCCAUCCCGCUGAAGUGCUGAGCAGUAACGGUGAACAAGAGCAGGAUUUGAUUGUGAAGGCUCGUGAGCUCAUUCUAGCGUUUGAGCAAGCCAUACCACUGCUUUUAUCUAGCUGCCACUCAACGCCGGCCAAUUCUACAGAGCUUCAGACAGUGUGUGAGGCUUACAAUGUCUUCUUUUCUGCCUUCCAUGCUUGGAAGACUCAUGACUCUAGCGUUCUGAUCGAAAUCAUGCUGGCUCAAUUUGUUGAGCUGGAGCUAAUCUGGCAAACGGUCAAGAAUGAUCGAGCUGGUGGUGUGGCAGAUGAUUAUCGUCAGGGCAUCAGGCAAAACCAGAUUCUGCUUCUCGCCCGGCUGAAGCGCCUAGCCGGCUCGGAAAGAGCAAUGCAAAUGGUGCGAGAUGCUUUGAAGAAAGCUAAGCGGGAGACGAAACGUAGUGCCUCCAGGCAAGCCAUUCCACGGUCGGCAGAGGUCGCGCCUUCAUCAACCGAAACGCUCACAGAGAGUGUUGCGUCUCCUAUUAGCGACACUUUUAGCAAUGUGGAGGGUACUGUUUUGCGGGAGCUGGAAAGGCAGCGGAUCUCCCCGCAUGAACGCUUCACAAGAAUUUUGACUGCACUCCCAGAAAACCGUGCUUUAGUGCAUGAACUUCUCAUCAAUAAGGAAUUCAAGAUUGAGGAGACACAGUAUACGGAGCCGCGUAAACAAAUUAUGAAUCAUAUGUGUGAUAUGAUGCGCAGAGAUGUGGACGCUGGGCUAGGCACGAACUGGACUGUAGCUAUGGCCACAGUAAUUCAGGAUCGAUUAUUACGUUCGCUCCGCCCGGGUAACUCGCUUCAUGUGCUGAUUAGCGAAGUGCUGGACCCAAAGUUGGUUGAGAAUCAAUGUAAUGUUGGUGCUUUCUCUUACGCUAGCUUCUUCAACUUCAUGAACACCAUCCUACCGAAGCUUUGUGCUCCUUACCGGGAUCCUAUAGUCAAGGCUUUUAAGGAAGAUACUUCAGGAGAUGCGAUUGAUCGUCUGGCGAGGCUGAUGGGGAUAAUCGACUUGCUGUCCCUCGAUCACACGAACUUUAUGAUCCAACUUGCUGCCCCCCAACUUAUCCAAGAGGCGCCUGGGUAUGAGCAGAGAACCUUCGAGAAGGGUCUUCAUGACGGAUCCUUGAGCUUGAGGAAAGCAAGGCGCUUCUGGCGAACACAUCACAAAAUCAUUGUAGAUGAAAUCCGGAAGCGUGAUCCGGAGAAUAUCAACGGGGAGCCUCAGCCGCCUACCUCGAAGAUUUAUGCUCAAGGCCUCGUGGAUCUUGUUCUGAGCAAUGCACCUGUGUGUGAUGAUCUAGUUCCUGAGACCUUAGAGCUGGACCGCCAACGACUAGAGAGACUGCACGCGCAAGCAUUCAAAAUCGUGGCGACUGCCUCUAUUUUACUGGCAGCUAAGAAUUUACUCAAACGUGACGUGCGAUCACAAUGGAAAGCUGAGGCAGAUCGAAUUAUGUCUCUGAAUCUUGGUGAUAUUGAACUCAAUCGAGUACAAUCGAUUCUGGAGUCAACACACCCAAUGCCUUCUAAUGCUAGCGCUCAACUUGCGGCGACCAUCCGGCGGGUACUGGCGCCGGUCGCCAAGGCGUGCGCUGCUGUUUCUUCAUCUAUGGCAACACAGACGACGGUUGAAAUUCAUACGGACGCGCCCAUACGAGAGAUAGCGGUGGCCCAAAGCCCAGUGAACUCCGGUAGAAGUGAGGUUGGUGCGGCCAGCUUCGCAGACCCUGUUGCACGGCUCAUUCUUUCGCGUUUGCGCACCCAUAUUCUCUCUCGCCUUAGUGCUUCAAGUGCAGCUGAGAGGUUGACCGAAGAGCUUGAGAAAGUGCGCGAAGUGGAUUGGCUGUGCCAUGGGUUGGAUGAAAAGGAAGAUACAUUCACAAUGACCGGAAACCCAACUGCCUCUCUUACACUGCUGUCAGAUUUGACCCCUUCGUCCCUCGAACGCACGUGGUUGACCGCACCCCAUCCCUCUCUCCCCAUUGUUGCGACCUGUAGCUCCGACAAAACUGUCCGUGUAUACUCGCUAACCAAUUUUCGGCUUCUCUCGACCAUCUCGGGCGGUCACAAACGCAGCGUACGCACAUGUGCCUGGAAACCACAUGUACAAGGCGAAAGUGUUCUGGCGACGGGGAGUUUUGACGCAACAGUGGGGAUCUGGCGACGGUGGGACAGCUAUGGUCGGGCAGAGGCCGGCACAGAUGUCUAUGGCUUGAGUUCAGAGACACUCGAUGGCAAUGGGCGUGAUACCCAGGAAGAUGAAGAUGAUGAAGAAUGGCGAUUCGCUGUCCUCCUAGAUGGACAUGACAGCGAAGUCAAGUCAGUGUCAUGGUCGCCAUCUGGGAUGUUGUUGGCGACAUGCUCCCGAGAUAAGUCAAUCUGGAUCUGGGAAGACUUGGAUGACGGCGACAACAAUUUCGAGACCGUAGCUGUCAUGCAGGAACAUGAAGGCGACGUAAAAUGUGUCGCCUGGCAUCCCGUGGAGGAGUGUCUGGCCAGCGCCAGCUACGACGACACCAUCCGGUUGUGGCGUGAGGAUAUCGAUGAUUGGGGCCAAGUGGCAUGCAUCAAGGGUCAUACGGGAACUGUCUGGUAUCUAGACUGGGAAGGUAUUGACAACGUGCCAUCUACUGCUGUAGUGUGUGAGCAGGGCACGUCCCGGUCUGCUGAAUGGAAGGACCAGCGUGCAAUGUCUGGCCCUCGUCUCGCCUCAUGCUCCGAUGACAGAACAGUCCGCAUCUGGAAACGGAAACCUAAAGAACAGCGGGCACAAUCACAGUUUGGAAGUACGGGCAUCCCUAGUAUCAUUCGGCCAACAGGCACCGAUGAAACAUGGGAACAAGACGCUCUUCUCCCAGAAAUGCAUGAGCUCUCCAUCUACGCGGUUGCAUGGAGUAAGCGCACUGGGCUAUUAGCUUCUGUCGGUGCAGAUGGACGCAUCGUGAUCUACGAGGAGCUGUUCUUGACAACACCAGCACGAACGCUAGACAAAAAUACUUCUACAGAUACACCUGCUCCUACACCUCGACCUCAUACAGAUUGGGUAGCUAUUGCGAUAUUGGAAGGUGCCCAUGGCAUCUACGAGAUCAAUCAUGCUGCAUGGGCUAGGCGUGCGGACCCAUGCCGAACAGAGAACGAGGAAGUGCUUAUUACAACCGCAGACGAUGGGAGUAUCAAGGUCUGGACGCUUCGGAGAUAG